Molecule: messenger RNA, 2870 nt
Organism: Acinonyx jubatus (cheetah)
Lineage: Eukaryota; Metazoa; Chordata; Mammalia; Carnivora; Felidae
Gene: GRAMD1A
Product: GRAM domain containing 1A
Exons: 19
Coding region: 460-2505 (681 amino acids)
Biological process (GO): intracellular sterol transport
Cellular component (GO): endoplasmic reticulum-plasma membrane contact site; endoplasmic reticulum membrane; plasma membrane
Molecular function (GO): sterol binding; sterol transfer activity
Source: RefSeq, a predicted model, not a curated record
GGUGGCGGGGCUUUGGUGGGGGUCCCGGGCUCAUCCCGCGGGGAGCGUGGCCUGCGGGGAGGGCCCCGGCCUAACUGGCCGCGGCCCGGGAGGAGAGGGGUGAGCGCAAGGCCGACCCCGGGCUUUGGGCCUGGGGUGGAGGCUGGGCGGACUCUAGCCCCCGCUGGCCCCCUCGCAGGCCACCGAGCCCCGGGCGGGCCCGUGAGCAGCCCCUCCCGGUCUGGGCCCCCUCCCACCGCCCUUGUCUGUCGCGGGGCUCCGUGAGCCUCGGACUGUCGAUGGUGGGGGCUUCGUGCCUGAAAUUCUCUGGGAUUGCGGGCCCAGAAUUGACCUCCUACUCCCUGGGCCCGCACCACCCCCCACUCCGGCCGGAGCACGCCGAGCAGCUCCCCGUCUCUCCGUAAGCGGCUGCAGCUCUUGCCCUCAAGCCGGCCCCCACCCGAGCCUGAACCAGGCACCAUGGUGGAGAAGGGGUCAGACAGCUCCUCAGAGAAGGGUGGCGUGCCUGGGACCCCCAGCACCCAGAGCCUGGGCAGCAGGAACUUCAUCCGCAAUAGCAAGAAGAUGCAGAGCUGGUACAGUAUGCUGAGCCCCACAUACAAACAGCGGAACGAGGACUUCCGGAAACUGUUUAGCAAACUCCCUGAGGCUGAACGCCUCAUUGUGGAUUACUCCUGUGCCUUGCAGCGCGAGAUCCUCCUCCAGGGCCGCCUCUACCUCUCUGAGAACUGGAUCUGCUUCUACAGCAACAUCUUCCGCUGGGAAACAACAAUUUCCAUCCAGCUGAAGGAAGUGACGUGUCUGAAGAAGGAAAAGACAGCUAAGCUGAUCCCCAAUGCCAUCCAGAUCUGCACUGAGAGCGAGAAGCAUUUCUUCACCUCCUUUGGGGCCCGGGACCGCUGCUUCCUCCUUAUCUUCCGCCUCUGGCAGAAUGCGCUGCUUGAAAAGACGCUGAGUCCCCGCGAGCUCUGGCACCUGGUGCAUCAGUGCUACGGCUCAGAGCUGGGCCUCACCAGCGAGGAUGAGGACUACGUCUGCCCCUUGCAGCUGAACGGUCUGGGGAACCCCAAGGAAGUGGGAGAUGUGAUCGCCCUGAGUGACAUCACCCCCUCUGGGGCAGCUGACAAUAGCCAGGAGCCGAGCCCGGUGGGUUCGCGCCGUGGCCGCAUCACCCCCAACCUUUCCCGGGCCAGCAGCGAUGCAGACCACGGGGCAGAGGAGGACAAGGAGGAGCAGACAGACAGCCAGCCCGACGCCUCCUCCAGCCAGACAGUGACGCCGGUGGCUGAACCCCCGAGCACAGAGCCUACCCCGCCUGAUGGGCCCACCUCCCUGGGCCCCUUGGACCUGCUGCCCAGUGAGGAACUGUUGACAGACACGAGUAACUCCUCCUCGUCCACAGGGGAGGAAGCUGACCUGGCCGCCCUGCUUCCUGACCUCUCUGGCCGUCUGCUCAUCAACUCAGUCUUCCACGUGGGUGCCGAGCGGCUCCAGCAGAUGCUCUUCUCGGACUCGCCCUUCCUGCAGGGCUUCCUGCAGCAGUGCAAGUUCACAGAUGUGACCUUGAGUCCCUGGAGCGGGGACAGCAAGUGCCACCAGCGCCGAGUGCUGACCUACACCAUUCCCAUCAGCAACCCGCUGGGCCCCAAGAGCGCCUCUGUGGUGGAGACACAGACGCUGUUCCGGCGCGGCCCGCAGGCAGGCGCAUGUGUGGUGGACUCCGAGGUGCUGACGCAGGGCAUCCCUUACCAGGACUACUUCUACACUGCCCACCGCUACUGCAUCCUGGGCCUUGCCCGGAACAAGGCCCGACUCCGAGUGUCCUCUGAGAUCCGCUACCGGAAACAGCCCUGGAGCCUUGUGAAGUCACUAAUCGAGAAGAACUCGUGGAGUGGCAUCGAAGAUUACUUCCACCACCUGGAGCGAGAGCUUGCCAAAGCCGAGAAGCUGUCCCUGGAGGAAGGUGGGAAGGAUGCCCGGGGAUUGCUGUCAGGCCUGCGGAGGCGGAAGCGGCCCCUGAGCUGGAGGGGUCACGGCGAUGGGCCCCAGCACCCAGACCCUGACCCCUGUGCCCGGGCUGGCAUGCACACCUCGGGCUCCCUCAGCUCGCGCUUCUCGGAACCGUCCGUGGACCAGGGCCCCGGGGCAGGCAUCCCCAGCGCCCUUGUUCUCAUCAGCGUCGUCCUCAUCGUCCUCAUCGCCCUCAAUGUCCUCCUCUUUUACCGCCUCUGGUCUCUGGAAAGGACGGCCCAUACUUUCGAGUCCUGGCACAGUCUGGCCCUGGCCAAGGGCAAAUUCCCCCAGACGGCCACGGAGUGGGCGGAGAUCCUAGCCCUGCAGAAGCAGUUCCACAGCGUCGAGGUGCACAAGUGGAGGCAGAUCCUGAGGGCUUCCGUGGAGCUCCUAGACGAGAUGAAGUUCUCUCUGGAGAAGCUGCAUCAAGGCAUCACGGUCUCAGACCCGCCCUUCGACUCCCAGCCACGGCCCGACGACAGCUUCUCCUGAGGACACCCAGCCAUGUGGCCGACCCCCCUAACGGACAGAUGGACACAGAGCCUCGGCGGCCACUGCUGGCACGGUGUGAGCGCCGGGAGCCUCCCGCCCGCCCCUCCCAGUGGCCCAGCCAGGGGCCACACAGACAUGGGGACCACAGAACCGAGAUGCACUUUAGAUCAGCGUGUGCGAGUCCAGCUGCCAUCGCCUGCCUAGCCAGGGAGCUGGCCUGGCCUUCGGCAGGCCCCCCGCUAACUUAUUUUGCCCAGCUGGGGUUGUGGGGGGUGCCUCUGGGGUGCACGAUGCCCUCAGCUCUGGGUUUAAUGUAUUAUAUUUAUUUGGGGCUGACAGAGCCCCAAUAAAGGGUUGGAAAUGGC